Hansenula ciferrii is the source of this 2718-nucleotide messenger RNA. RefSeq names its product DNA-dependent ATPase RDH54 (gene RDH54). Gene Ontology annotation, cellular component: nucleus. The transcript has a single exon. Gene Ontology annotation, biological process: double-strand break repair via homologous recombination; reciprocal meiotic recombination. The record is from RefSeq and is a predicted model, not a curated record. Bases 1 to 2718 code for a protein of 905 amino acids. Gene Ontology annotation, molecular function: ATP-dependent chromatin remodeler activity; DNA translocase activity; ATP binding. NCBI's taxonomy places the organism in Eukaryota, Fungi, Ascomycota, Saccharomycetes, Phaffomycetales, Wickerhamomycetaceae.
AUGUACAGAAGACAACGAAGCAACGGUGGCGCCAGUGCACCGUUCAGACCGCCACGUAUCAACAUACCCAGUGUCUCCAAUAGUAACAAGAACACAGUGGAAAGAACUAACAAUGAAGCAUCAAAAGAAAAUAUAGAUCCAAUUGAAACAAAAGCUGAAGAAAGACAGGUAAAACCAGUGCCAAAUGUUGUACCCACAAGAUCAUCAGGAUUCAAACCAAUGGUACCCAAGAGAACACUGGUUGCUGGUGGUAGUGGUAAUAAUAUAGGUGAACAUGCCAAAAGAGCUCAAAAAGAUGCUAUUCCUGGUCAUGAACGGUUCUUUGAGAUUGUAUGGAGAAAGCAAACCAUGAAGAAGAAUAAAACUUGGGAUGGUGAUGGAUUUAUAAUAUUGACUUCAAAUUUCAUAUCUCUGCGUGCUGAUGAUUCUUUGAAUUAUAAAGAACUUAAUAAACAAUCAAAUAUUUCAAAAUUUACCACUGAUGGUGUUUUCUCCAUGGGUAGUUAUGAAGUUGAAGUUAGUUCUGAAAUAACCAAUGAUCAUGAGAUUGAAAAAUUGAAAUUUGAUGCUAAAUUAGGGAAACUAGGUGGUGCUGGAUCAUCACAAGUACCUACACCUAUUAUGGUGAAACAAGAAGCAAAAUCAAUACCCAUUUCUAUCAAAAGAGAACCAAAACCACCAAUAAUUAAUAAACAAUUUAAACAAGUUGUUCCUACAGAUCCUAAACCUAUGAAAGGUGAACCAUUAUAUGAUCCAUCAUUAGAAGGAGCCAUUAUAAUGACCAAAGCAUCAUCAAAUGACACAGAUGUUGUUAUUGAUCCAUUUUUGGGUAAAAAAUUACGUCCUCAUCAAGUUCAAGGUGUUAAAUUUCUUUAUGAAUGUUUAAUGGACCUUCGAGGAUUUGAUGGUCAAGGUGCACUAUUAGCUGAUGAUAUGGGUCUUGGUAAAACUUUGAUGACAAUAACUACACUGUGGACUUUAUUAAAACAAUCACCAAAAGGUUUUGAAACUCCAGUUGUUAAUAAAGUUCUUAUUGCAUGUCCUGUUACAUUGAUUGGUAAUUGGAAAAGAGAAUUUAAAAAAUGGUUACCAAUGAAUAGAUUAAAUGUCUUAACACUUAGUUCUAAAAAUACAACCUCCAAGGAUAAACAAGAUGUUAAAAAUUUUGCUAGAACAAAAGUUUAUCAAGUAUUAAUUAUGGGUUAUGAAAAAAUAUUAAAUAUGAAAGAUGAAUUAAAAUUAUCUAAAUUUGAUUUAUUAAUUUGUGAUGAAGGUCAUAGAUUGAAAAAUAAUUCAAAUAAAACAUUACAAGUUUUAAAUUCAUUAGAAAUUUCUAAAAAAAUAUUAUUAUCAGGUACACCAAUUCAAAAUGAUUUAUCUGAAUUUUUCAAUAUUAUUGAUUUUAUUAAUCCAGGUAUCUUGGGUAAUUUUAAUCAAUUUAAAAGAAAUUUUAUGAAUCCAAUUUUAAAAUCAAGAGAAACAAAUUGUAUUAAUCCUGAAAUUAAAUCUAAAGGUAAUGAAAAAUCUCAAGAAUUAAUUGAUAUUACUAAACCAUUCAUAUUAAGACGUACAAGUGCUAUAAUGUCAAAUCAUUUACCACCAAGAACUGAUAUAGUAUUAUUUUGUCGUCCAACAAACCUGCAAAUUAAUUUGUUUAAUGAAGUCUUAGGUUCAACAAAUUUUGACAAUAUGAUUUCCAAAACCACAGCAUCAGGUUCAUUAUCUUUAAUUACAAUGUUUAAAAAAAUUUGUAAUUCACCAUCAUUAAUUAUAAAUGAUAAAACUUUCAAUCAAAUAUCAGAUGUUAAAAUAUCAAAUCAAAUAACAAGUGGUAAAAUUCAAGUUUUAAUCGAAUUGUUAAAUGAAAUCUCAUCAAAAACAAAUGAAAAGGUAAUUUUAGUUUCAAAUUAUACUCAAACUUUAGAUAUAUUACAAAACAUUUUAUUAAAAUUAAAUUUAACUUAUCAAAGACUUGAUGGCUCUACUCCAAAUAAAGAUAGAGAUUCAAUUGUUAAUACUUUCAAUACAACAUCUUCAAUUUCAAAUUUUGCUUUUCUUUUAUCAUCAAAAUCAGGUGGUGUUGGAUUAAAUUUAAUUGGUGCUUCAAGAUUAAUCUUAUUUGAUAAUGAUUGGAACCCAGCUAUCGAUUUACAAGCAAUGGCAAGAAUUCAUAGAGAUGGUCAAAAAAAACCUGUUUUCAUUUAUAGAUUAGUUACAACGGGUUGCAUUGAUGAAAAAAUUUUACAACGUCAAUUAAUGAAGAAUAAUUUAUCUGAUAAAUUUUUAGAUAAUCAAAAAAAUUCAAAAGAUGAUUUAUUUGAUUCAAUUGAUUUAAAAGAUUUAUUUACUUUAAAUUUAUCAACAAAUUCAAAUACUCAUGAUUUAAUGAGAUGUGAUUGUGAAGGCAAAGGAAUAGAUAUAACCAUAGAUGAAAGUGAUGAAGAAGAGGAAGAGGAUGAAGAAGCUGAACCUGAAAAGGCAACAAAAUCAAAUAGUUGGGUAUCAGCACUGGAAGUUAAAAAUAAUUCCACUGAUGAAAAUAUGGAAAAAUCUAAAAAUAUUAAAAAAUGUUUAAUCGAUUAUAGACAUAUUGAUCCAAAAUUAAUUAAAACUAAUGAAGAUAUUGAUAUUGGUGAUUUGAUUACAGAAUCAAUUGUUAAUAAAACCUCAGAUUUAGUUUCAUUCAUCUUGACAAAAGUUAAUAAAACAAGUUUAUAA